Messenger RNA from Lactuca sativa (garden lettuce), 3431 nucleotides. Its product is annotated as aconitate hydratase, cytoplasmic. The record is from RefSeq and is a predicted model, not a curated record. NCBI's taxonomy places the organism in Eukaryota, Viridiplantae, Streptophyta, Magnoliopsida, Asterales, Asteraceae.
GCAGCCUCUGCUAUUUUACAACUUGCCCUUUCCACACGCCCCCUCGCUCUUCCUUCCCAAAUAUUCUCAUCUCUCUGCUCUUCACAACCCGCCAUUAAUACUCCAUUCCUCAAUCAAUCAACCUUAUCAUCGCAAUUUCAUUUUCUGGAUGCUUCUGUAAUUCAAUCGCAAUCACCAUGCAUAUAACAGGACCUCACUCUUCAACUCUCCUUCGUCGAGCUUCUAGGUCCUCAGCCACCAGGCUUCACUCUUCUCUUUCCGGAAAAUCUUCUUCGCCGUCGCCUUCACCAGUCGCGUCUCAGUCCCGAUCUCAUACCACCGCAUCGGCUGCUUUCCGCUCCGUCCGAUCUAGAUGGAGCCACGGUGUUGAUUGGAAGUCUCCUGCCUCGCUGUCUUCUCAGAUCAGGACUACUGCUUCUCCUGUUCUUGACCGUUUUCACCGUAGUCUCGCUACCAUGGCCUCUGAUCAUGCUUUCAGUGGGAUUUUGACUGGUCUCCCAAAGCCUGGAGGUGGAGAGUUUGGAAAGUUCUAUAGUUUGCCUGCGCUGAAUGAUCCAAGAGUUGACAAGCUGCCAUAUUCAAUUAGGAUACUUCUCGAAUCAGCCAUCCGUAAUUGUGACAAUUUCCAAGUCACCAAGGCAGAUGUCGAGAAAAUCAUUGAUUGGGAGAAGACUUCUCCAAAUCAAGUUGAGAUCCCAUUCAAGCCAGCUCGUGUUCUCUUGCAGGAUUUUACUGGUGUGCCUGCUGUGGUAGAUCUUGCUGUUAUGCGUGAUGCCAUGAACAAUCUUGGUGGGAACUCUGAAAAAAUCAAUCCUUUGGUUCCUGUGGAUCUUGUUGUUGAUCAUUCAGUUCAAGUUGAUGUUGCUAGGUCUGAAAAUGCAGUACAAGCAAAUAUGGAACUUGAGUUCAAGAGAAACAAAGAAAGAUUUGCUUUUCUUAAGUGGGGAUCCAAAGCUUUCCAAAACAUGCUUGUUGUUCCACCUGGAUCCGGUAUUGUGCAUCAGGUCAAUCUUGAAUAUCUUGGAAGGGUUGUUUUCAACACUGAUGGGAUGUUGUACCCUGAUAGUGUUGUGGGAACUGAUUCCCACACAACUAUGAUUGAUGGGUUAGGUGUUGCUGGUUGGGGAGUUGGAGGAAUUGAAGCAGAGGCCACAAUGCUUGGGCAGCCAAUGAGCAUGGUUUUGCCUGGUGUUGUGGGGUUCAAGUUAUCAGGGAAACUCCGCAAUGGUGUAACAGCUACUGAUUUGGUUUUAACUGUCACCCAAAUGUUAAGAAAGCAUGGUGUCGUAGGCAAAUUUGUUGAAUUUCAUGGGGAUGGUGUUGGUAAAAUAUCACUUGCUGACAGGGCAACCAUUGCCAACAUGUCACCAGAGUACGGUGCUACCAUGGGGUUCUUCCCAGUGGAUCAUGUCACUCUUCAGUAUCUCAAGUUAACUGGAAGAAGCGAUGAUACAGUGGCUAUGAUAGAAGCUUACUUACGUGCAAACAAUAUGUUUGUCGAUUAUAAUGAGCCACAACAAGAAAGAGUCUACUCAUCUUACUUGUCACUAGACCUUUCAGAAGUUGAACCCUGUAUUUCAGGGCCCAAAAGACCUCAUGACCGAGUCCCUUUGAAAGACAUGAAAGCAGAUUGGCAUUCUUGCCUUGAUAAUAAAGUCGGAUUCAAGGGUUUUGCUGUACCAAAAGAGACACAAGACAAAGUUGCAAAGUUUUCAUUUCAUGGACAGGAAGCAGAACUUAGACAUGGGAGUGUUGUGAUUGCUGCAAUUACAAGUUGCACAAAUACAUCAAACCCUAGUGUCAUGCUUGGGGCAGGUCUUGUUGCCAAAAAGGCCUGUGAAUUAGGCCUAAAGGUCAAGCCAUGGGUCAAGACAAGUCUAGCUCCAGGUUCUGGAGUUGUUACCAAAUAUUUGCUCCAAAGUGGGCUGCAGAAGUAUCUAAAUGAACAAGGGUUCAACAUUGUUGGAUAUGGGUGCACGACAUGUAUUGGCAAUUCAGGGGAAUUGGAUGAAUCAGUUGGUGCAGCUAUUACUGAAAAUGAUAUCAUUGCAUCAGCUGUUCUUUCUGGGAAUAGAAACUUUGAGGGACGUGUUCAUGCCUUGACAAGAGCAAACUAUCUUGCAUCGCCUCCUUUGGUUGUUGCCUAUGCCCUUGCUGGCACGGUUGAUAUCGAUUUUGAGACUGAACCAAUUGGUGUUGGAAAAGAUGGAAAGGAUGUUUAUUUCAGAGAUAUCUGGCCAAGCACUGAAGAAAUUGCAGAUGCUGUUCAAUCGAGUGUUCUUCCAGAAAUGUUCAAGAGUACUUACAAAUCCAUCACCGAUGGAAACCCCAUGUGGAAUGACCUUUCAGUCCCUCAAGCCAAACUUUACUCAUGGGAUCCAAACUCCACCUACAUUCAUGAACCCCCGUAUUUCAAAAACAUGACAAUGGACCCCCCUGGUGCCCAUGGUGUCAAGGACGCCUACUGCCUCCUCAAUUUCGGUGACAGUAUCACAACCGAUCACAUUUCGCCAGCUGGAAGCAUCCACAAGGACAGCCCGGCUGCAAAGUUUCUUCUAGAACAUGGUGUCGAUCGUAAGGAUUUUAAUUCUUAUGGUAGUCGACGUGGUAAUGAUGAGAUUAUGGCCAGGGGUACUUUUGCCAAUAUUCGUAUUGUCAAUAAGCUUCUGAAUGGAGAAGUGGGCCCGAAAACGGUUCAUAUUCCUUCCGGAGAGAAAUUAUCCGUCUUUGAUGCUGCAUCCAAAUACAAGGAGGCUGGUCAAGAUACAAUUGUGUUGGCUGGAGCAGAGUAUGGAAGUGGAAGUUCCAGAGAUUGGGCUGCCAAGGGCCCUAUGUUAUUGGGGGUUAAAGCGGUAAUUGCAAAAAGCUUCGAGAGGAUUCAUCGUAGUAAUUUGGUAGGAAUGGGUAUUAUACCACUUUGCUUCAAAGCCGGUGAGGACGCAGACACACUAGGGUUGACUGGUCAUGAAAGAUACACCAUUGACUUAUCAAGCAACAUUAAUGAAAUCCGCCCCGGUCAAGAUGUCACAGUCAGUACUGAUACCGGAAAGUCAUUCACGUGUGUCGCCCGCUUUGACACUGAGGUGGAAUUGGCGUAUUUCAACCAUGGUGGAAUUCUUCCAUAUGUUAUCCGACAACUAGCGGCACAAAAAUGAUGUGGUUUUAGAGAGGUUUAUCGGGUUGUACAAUGAGAGGAAGUGAAAUAAAAUGUUUUUCAUUCACAUUUAUGAUUUGUUGCAUCAAGGGAAUGGAAGUUUGAGGAUAGUCUCUUGCAGAUGGCAAAGUGAUUUGCAGUUGUGGCAACAAUUUUUUUUUUUUUUGUAACGAUACUCUUAUUUCAGGCUGAUUUAUUUCCCCUAUUUAUAAGGGAGACAGGUACCCUACACAGGGAAGCAUGAUAUAAUUUCGCUAAGUUUGCUAGUUUUACUUUU